AUGGCCGCUGUCACAGCAUUCAUUGCUACUUGCGAAGUCACUGCAGAAGGGAUAUGGAGGAACCGUGUCAAGCCCGGGUACGAGAUAUGGGCCGACUAUUCUCGCAUGGAAGUGCAUAGAGAGUUUAUAGAGAAUAUCGUGGAGGCCCUUCCCCUUGCCGUCGCCCUCCUCAAACAAUUGAGGAGGGAUGCUGGGGACGGGGACGCACUAGAGGCACCCGAGGUCACCCGUGAGGGGCUCAUGGAGGAAUUCAAUAUCCCCCACCCCUUCAUCUGGAUGGACCUCUGGAACCGCACCCAAGCGUCAUUCUCCGACUCUGAGCUGGAGUCGCUGCUUGGGGUGAAACGGCAGCGAGAUGACGCCAACGGAGAUGAAGAUGAUGAAGACGAAGAAGACGCAAGGCCCGCAAAGCGCUUGGCGUUGAGUGUAAAGCUGAGCGCGGAGAACGCUAAGGAGGACCAGAAGGAACAAUACCGAAACGCACAACAGGAUGCCGAGCCGCAAAAUGAUCGCAGUGCCGCCGCCUCCACCAACCAGAACCCUCCUCGCUCCGCGACACCCACCCCGACGCACCUCCUCAUGCCCGUGGCGCGAGGGAACAUGAAACUGCAAAUGGAAGCCCGGCACCUGGAGAUCGUAGAUGGCGCCAGGGAGGAGCAUCUCCGUCUUGGGCUCGGGAGACCGCGGAGGAGUCAACUGUCGCCCACCACCACCACCCCCACCGACCCGGGGGGGACUCCAGAGCACGUCACGGCCGUCCUCGACCAAGCCCGUGCCGUUUUCCGAGAUAUCCUGGAUGACGAUGCCCGAGCCGUGCGCAAAGCCGAAGCGCACGUGCUGGGCGCUGACGAAGGGCGAGUCGAGCACGAUGUCGCAGGCGUCCGGGUCGCGCCCCAGCACGAAGGCGCUGCCGCGCGGGUCCUUGGGCGGGCGCGGGAAGGAGAGCAAGAAGGUGCCUCCGGGCGGGGAUGGUGUGGGUGUCGGCUUGCCGGGGGUUCGGGGGUGGUGGCUGUAGCGGUGGCCCGGUGGUGUCCAGUCGGUGAGGGCGGGGUCGAUCAAGGUGGGUUUGUUCAAGAUGAUGCCGAGGCAAGUGGUGGUUUAGGACAUGUCGCUGGUGACGUGGAGCGGGAGCAGUGCGCGCUUGCAACGAUAUCUUCUUCAUUUGCCGGGAGUCUUAAGACAGAGGCCUAG
Molecule: messenger RNA, 1191 nt
Organism: Chaetomium globosum CBS 148.51
Lineage: Eukaryota; Fungi; Ascomycota; Sordariomycetes; Sordariales; Chaetomiaceae
Exons: 5
Coding region: 1-1191 (396 amino acids)
Source: RefSeq, a predicted model, not a curated record